Varanus komodoensis (Komodo dragon) is the source of this 1469-nucleotide messenger RNA. Its product is annotated as proproteinase E-like. The record is from RefSeq and is a predicted model, not a curated record. NCBI's taxonomy places the organism in Eukaryota, Metazoa, Chordata, Lepidosauria, Squamata, Varanidae. The transcript has 8 exons. Gene Ontology annotation, molecular function: serine-type endopeptidase activity. Gene Ontology annotation, biological process: proteolysis. The coding region runs from base 1 to 1395 and encodes 464 amino acids.
AUGUGGAAGCUCCUAGUCACGCUCCUGCUCGCCGCCGAGGGUAACGUGCCGCCCCGGGGCAGCUGGCUCCCCAGCCCCUCUGACCCCACUGCACGCUGGCCACCCUCGCUCCCGGCCCCCCGGCAGCCUCUCGCCACGUGGGCUGGGAUCGCGCGGAUCCCACCCUGCCCGAAAGGCCACGCGUCCCAUCGGGGCUCCCCCGAGCGGUUCCUGGCCAGGGCUGAAGGCUCGGGGCAGGGGAGCCCUUCUUCUUCCUCCCACAGCCGAGAGGAGCAGGUCCAGGCCAUGCCGGCAGCAAUUCUGCCCAGCAGGGGGCGACAGGCUGGGCGGGCAGGGGUGGCCGAGUGGAGGACGGAGGGCACUGCGGGAGAGGUCCCGAUCCUGGCACCACCGGUCAGACGGAACCGUGUGGCGUUUCCGUCUCUUCCUCCUUCGGAAAGCACGGCAAACGCAGCAGGGGGCCCCGUGGAAUUCACUAUGGCUAAUUCUAAGGGCCCAGUGUUAGACUCCGAGGGGUCCCGCUCGGCACCAGUCGGGGCCCAGCCCCGUCCCAUGAGCCUCUGGCCGCCGGGAACGGUCGGGACGGCGCCAGUGACCCUCUCCCUUGCCCUGCUUGCCUUCCCAGCUAGCGGCUGUGGCCAGCCCACGUACUCCCCCGUGAAGAGAGUCGUGAACGGCGAGGACGCGAUUCCUCACAGCUGGCCGUGGCAGGUCUCCCUGCAGUACCAGGCCGGAAGCGAGUUCUACCACCUCUGCGGGGGCACCCUCAUCGGCCCCAGCUGGGUCAUGACGGCCGCGCACUGCAUCCUAUCCGGCUUCAGCUACAGGGUGGUGCUGGGCGAGCACGACCUCGGCACGGUGGAGGGCACGGAGCAGAACUUCCCCGUGGACUCCAGCAACAUCUUUGUGCACCCCGGCUGGAACGAGAACUGUGUGUCUUGCGGUGACGACAUCGCCCUGAUCAAGCUGUCCGGCACCGCGGCGCUCAAUGACAAGGUGCAGCUGGGGUGCCUGCCGCCGCCGGGAGAGCUGCUCCCCAACUGGUUCCCGUGCUACAUCACCGGCUGGGGAAGCCUCUACACCGGGGGGUCCAUCCCAUUCAUCCUGCAGCAGGCGCUGCUCCCGGUGGUGGACUAUGAGCACUGCUCGCAGCCAAACUGGUGGGGGACCACGGUUUCGAGGAGCAUGGUCUGCGCUGGCGGGGACAUCCGGGCUGGCUGCAACGGGGACUCGGGCGGCCCGCUCUCCUGCCAAGCUGCGGAUGGGAGGUGGUACGUGCAUGGCAUCGCCAGCUUCGUCUCCAUCAUGGGCUGCGACACCCCGGAGAAACCCACCGUCUUCACCCGCGUCUCGGCCUUCAAUGCCUGGAUCGAGACGACCAUCGCCAGCCACUGAGGCGAGGCAGGAGCCCCUCCUCCAGAGCGAAUGUUUCGGCUGUCCGGGGAAUAAUAAAACCUUUCCUGGAAAAA